AUGGCUCUGCGGGACGAACUUUUAAAGUCCAUUUGGCACGCGUUCACGGCGCUGGACGUGGACAAAAGUGGGAAAGUAUCCAAGUCCCAGCUGAAGGUGCUGUCUCACAAUUUAUGCACGGUGCUGAGGAUUCCACAUGACCCGGUGGCAUUGGAAGAACACUUCAAAGAUGACGAUGAGGGCCCCGUCUCCAACCAGGGAUACAUGCCAUACCUCAACAAAUUCAUCCUGGAUAAGGCGACGGGCAACUUUGACCGCCAGGAUUUCAACAAAAUGUGCUGGACAUUGUGCUCGAGGAAGAACCUGGACCAGAAUCAGCUCUUCAUCUCCCACGAUGAUGCCUUCAAGAUCUGGUGCAUCUUCAACUUCCUGUCUGAGGACAGAUACCCGCUGAUGAUGGUCACAGAGGAGAUCGAGUACUUCCUGCGCAAGCUAACAGAGGCGAUGGGAGGGAGCUGGGUGGAGGAGCGUUUCGAGGACUACAAGAUGCAGCUGAACUCCACGCGGCAGUCUGUGAACGCCUGGGGGCUCAUCACCCUGGUGGGCUCGGGCCACUUCAGUAAAGGCAUGGACCGCCAGACUCUGUCCAUGGGCAUCAAUGAGGUGUACCAGGAGCUCAUCCUGGAUGUGCUCAAACAGGGUUAUAUGAUGAAGAAGGGCCACAAAAGGAAAAACUGGACAGAGCGGUGGUUCAUGCUGAAGCCGAAUGCCAUCUCCUACUAUGUGGGCGAGGAUCUGGCCGAAAAGAAAGGAGACAUCCUGUUAGAUGGAAGCUGCACUCCUUUACCAGAUAAAGACGGAAAAAAGUGCCUCUUCAUCAUCAAGUCGUCACUAAAGAGCUUUGAAAUCAGUGCUUCAGACAAGAAGAAGAAGCAGGAGUGGAUCCAGGCUAUUCAGACUUGUGUGAGUCUGCUGCGUCAGGGCCGGCCGGCGCCACACUGCGAAGCCCGGCAGAAACGCCGAGACCUCAGGCUCAAGCAGCAGGCUGAGCAGGAGGAGCUGGAGCUCAGGAUGAGAGAGCUGCAGACAGCCAACGAGGUCAAACAGCAGGAGCUGGAGAACGUCAGGAAGGCCUUGGAGGACGCGGCAGCCAAAGCAGCAGAAGAAGAAAAAAGGCGUCUUCAGACUCAGACUGAGCUCCAGGACCGCUACAAAACGGACCUGGAGAGGGAAAAGAUGGUACGGCAGCAGAUGGAAGAGCAGGUGGCGCAGAAGUCCACGGAGCUGGAGCAGUAUCUGCAGAGGGUCAGAGAGCUGGAGGACAUCCUGCUGGAAGAAGAAGCCUGUAAGCGAGCGGAGCUGGAGCAGAUCCACCUGAAGCAGCAGCGGGCCAUCUCAGAAACGGAGGCGGAGAAGCAGGAGCUGGAGAAGCAGCGCCGGGCCAAAGAGAGCGCCCUGCAGGCAGCGAUGAGGCAGCUGGAGGACCUGGAGCAGGAGAGGCAGGGCGCCCUGCAGCAGUACCAGACGGUGAUGAAUCGGCUGGAAGCUGCCACCAACAACACCAAGACCUGGAAGCACAAGGUGGCUGAGCACGAGGGGAUGCUGAGGCUCAUCCAGCCAGGUUCCAAAGGGCAGCAGAAGAUCACAAACUGGGGCCCGGCGGCGUUUUCUGAUGUUGAGCUGGACCUGAGGGAGAAGAAAUGGCAGGAGAUGAAGAACCAAGCGGCACAGGCCCAGUAG
Messenger RNA from Menidia menidia (Atlantic silverside), 1680 nucleotides. The record is from the annotation of a GenBank genome assembly. NCBI's taxonomy places the organism in Eukaryota, Metazoa, Chordata, Actinopteri, Atheriniformes, Atherinopsidae.